ACGGAGCUCUUGGACCUUCUCUAGAUAUGAGGGAGGAAGGAAUGUUUUCGUUUCUUAUGGCUUUAAUCGAUGGGGUUCUUAUGUGAAAAUCUCUGUUACAAAGAAUGUUGCUACCAAUACUGUCAUUAUUCCAAUGGAUAGGGAUAACUCGUUCCUUUUCAGGCAUGCGCUUGACUCCUUCUAUGGUAAGAUUAUAGUCUCCAGCACAAACAAUUCGCAGGCCAAGGCGGAUGAUUCCUUUUCAGCCUCUGGUAAUGAUGAGAGAUCUGCUAAGGCACUGGCUUCCACUAGUUUCAAGGAGAUUCCUUCUUCUUCCUGCAACCAUGUCCCUUUCUCCUCUUCCAACACGGCAGAGAAAGCUUCGGACUCUAUUUUUCUAAUCAAGGAGGGGACCAAUCUUGAUCCCAAGGACAAGAAACUUGGAGACAUUUUUUCCCAACUUUGGAUUCAAUUCUUACAACUUAAUGUUGAUAAGCUUGCAGCUUUUAUAGAUGGUUCUGGUACCCUUGCUUCUGUAUUGUCCAAACUCAUUAGUAACGAGAAUGGUAAUCUUGUUUCCUUGGAGGAUCCCAUGGCUGCAGAUUCUCCUUUAGAGGCUCAAAAUACAGUGGAGGAAGAACCUGGUUCACCUAUCGAGGCUCAUAGUAAUUUGGAGCAAGCCUCUUCAGAUAAGUUGGCUUUGGUUGAAUCUUUUGCACCUAUACAGGCUAUUUAUCCUUUAGUGGAAAAUUCUCAAGAUGACCACUCCUCUGUUCGUGCUUAUCACUCUGAUUCUGAAAUUUAUGUAAAGGAGGACAACAUUGCGUUUCUACCUUUCUUCAGAGAUCAAACAGAAUUUGAUCCUAAUCCGGAACCAUAUAGAGAGUGGUAUCCUGAUGACGUUUCUUCCCCAAACAAGCUCCCCUUCCCCAACCUUCGAUUUUCUCGCAACUCCCUUUCUUGCUCGCCGCCACACAUCUUCUCGCCGGGCACUGCAACUCCAUCCGCCACAGGUUCCAAUAUGUGUCUUCCAUCAACGACCUUUUAGUAUUAAUUUUAGUGAGCCAACAACCCAGAUUGAUAACCCCAAAACCCCAAUCCAAAAACAGAGCCAAACUCUAAACCCAAACGUCAAAACCCAACCCUAAAACGACCUCCAAAAACCAGCACCGAAAACCAAUCCUCAAUGCAAAAGCCAAAGCUAAAAUACAAAGGUAAACUGUUCCAAUCCACGUGUUUCAUUGUCACUCAAUAUCCUCCUAGCCAGCAACCUAAAAACGAAAAAUGGUUAGAUAAUCACUGCCUCAUAAUAAGGGUGUGUUUGAUAG
This is a messenger RNA of Cuscuta campestris, 1307 nucleotides long. The record is from the annotation of a GenBank genome assembly. Lineage: Eukaryota; Viridiplantae; Streptophyta; Magnoliopsida; Solanales; Convolvulaceae.